CAUCAAUCCAUGGAUUCGGGUGCCUCGAGUUCAUGAUACCAAAUGACGUCUCGUCUGCUUAUAAUGUUAGGUUAUGUGAAUUCAAACCCUAAAACACAUUGUGUUAAUCAUCACCAUACGUACACUUGAGAUCCACAUUAAUGGUUAGUCGUUAAUCGAUAUUGAGGUUGUGGAGAAUAUUUUAAUUUGAAACACUCAAAUAAAAAAUUUAAUUAUCUUAACAGGAACCAUCAAAUUCAUGAAAAUCAAUAAAUUGUUAGGAGAUACAAUAGAAUUGAACAACAUGCAAAUGCAAUGUGUGAUCUAGCUAAUACUACAAUACCUUUCUAAGUUCAGCAACCAAUAAUUAACGCUACUCCAAACUCAAGUACUACAAGCCACCCAAAAACCAAAAAAUGCAAUCCUCAAUAUCACCUCCAACUUUGUCCAAAACCGAUUCCAGUCAUAGAAACCCAUAAAACAACAAGACAAACCAACAACACAAUCAUCCAUUUCCCCAAACACUCUUCCCCUCACCACCAUACAAACCCUCCCACUUUGACAAAAAUAUCCAAAACAAAAACAAAAAUAAAAAUAAAACUAAAAACUAAAAAUCCACCAAACCAAAAAGUGUCCACACAAAGACUAUCAAAACUCAGCUCAACUCACCAAAAAACCACUCAGUGAAGUGAGCUUAGCCAGAAAACCCCGAAAAAUGGCGAUUUGCACACCACUCAACUCCUCAACUUACUCCUCCUCCAUCAUCCCCCAGCAGAACCACCACGACGCCGCCGUCUCCUUCGCCAGAAGAACCUGCUGGAGAGCCACCACCACCCACCACCACCCCCGCCCCCGCCGCGGCUUCACCGUGAUAACAUGCGCCUCCUCCGACGGCGCAGGGACCGUGGUGAUCGGCCUGGCGGCGGACUCCGGGUGCGGGAAGAGCACGUUCAUGCGGCGGCUGACCAGCGUGUUCGGCGGCGCCGCCGAGCCGCCCAAGGGCGGGAACCCGGACUCCAACACUUUGAUCAGCGACACCACCACCGUCAUCUGCCUCGACGACUACCACUCCCUCGACCGGACGGGGAGGAAGGAGAAGGGCGUCACGGCGCUGGACCCAAAAGCCAAUGACUUUGACUUGAUGUAUGACCAGGUCAAGGCUUUGAAAUCCGGCGUGGCGGUGGAGAAGCCCAUUUACAACCACGUCACGGGUUUGCUUGACCCGGCCGAGGUUAUCAAGCCGCCCAAGAUCCUCGUCAUCGAAGGCCUCCACCCAAUGUUCGAUGAGCGCGUGAGGAAGCUGCUGGACUUCAGCAUCUACUUGGACAUCAGCAAUGAAGUCAAAUUUGCAUGGAAAAUUCAGAGGGACAUGGCUGAAAGAGGGCACAGCCUGGAGAGCAUCAAGGCGAGCAUUGAAGCCCGAAAGCCCGAUUUCGACGCCUACAUUGAUCCACAGAAGCAGUACGCUGACGCGGUGAUCGAGGUGCUUCCCACGACGCUGAUCCCCGACGACAACGAGGGCAAGGUUUUGAGGGUGAGGUUGAUCAUGAAGGAAGGCGUCAAGUUCUUCAACCCGGUCUACUUGUUCGAUGAAGGCUCCACCAUCUCAUGGAUCCCCUGUGGGAGGAAGCUCACUUGCUCCUACCCUGGCAUCAAGUUCACGUACGGCCCCGACACCUACUUCGGUCAAGAGGUGUCCGUGCUGGAGAUGGACGGGCAGUUCGACAGACUGGACGAGCUGAUCUAUGUGGAGAGCCACCUGAGCAACCUCUCUACCAAGUUCUACGGUGAAGUCACUCAACAGAUGUUGAAGCAUGCUGAUUUCCCAGGCAGCAACAAUGGCACGGGUCUCUUCCAGACUAUCGUCGGCUUGAAAAUCAGAGACCUCUUCGAGCAACUUGUCGCAUCCAAGGCCAAAUCUCCAGUAGAGGCCAAAGCUUGAGUUCCCCCAAAGGAACCAAACUCCUUUCCCCCACAUAAAAUUCUUAUUCCUCUGUUCUUCUAUUCUGACUCUCAGUUACAGCCUUUUGUUCUGAGCUUCAAUCGCGUAAAAUGAGCUGUGUAAUAUGUAUAAAACAAACCCAGAAAGCAAAAAAAGAGGCAGAAGACAAUAAUUCAGUUAUCAGAAUCGUGUACCAUCGCAUUGUCGUAGCGUCACAGAAAGCAUAGAUGAACGAUGAAAGUUGAUGGUGAUGCCAACACUGUUACUGGCUUUUC
Messenger RNA from Linum trigynum, 2196 nucleotides. Lineage: Eukaryota; Viridiplantae; Streptophyta; Magnoliopsida; Malpighiales; Linaceae. The record is from the annotation of a GenBank genome assembly.